AACAAAUGGAAGCUGCUGAAUGGCAGUCGAAGUUCUAAACUAAAAUAAAGCUUUAUACGGCAGUGCGUUGUCUACUUGUGUUAUGAAACAAUUCGAAAUAGAUUUUUUUUUUUCUUUAGACCUUAGCAAUGACUCUGAAUUUCAUUUCAGGGGUUCUCGCCGAAAAGCGUAUGUUUUUGAUAGGAAUCUAAAGCUUAGUAAUAAGUAUUGACAACAUGACUCUACCGGCUUUGCACAACACCGGAGUGCUUUACAGAAGGAUUUUGUCACAAUUUCCCCAGGAUAUCAGUUUAGCUUUUGCAUAUGGAUCUGGCGUUUUCAAACAGCAAGGAACGAGCCAAGGUCAGAUGGAGAAAAACAUGCUGGACUUUGUGUUUGCGGUGGACGAUCCAGUCACGUGGCAUACCAUGAAUUUGCUGCAGAACCGUAAACAUUACUCUAUCCUUAAACUAUUGGGACCUGCUAUGAUCAGCUCCUUACAGAGUGACCAUGGAGCAGCUAUGUACUACAACACGCUGGUGCCAGUUGAUGGGAGGGUUAUUAAGUAUGGUGUGAUAAGUACAGAGUGUCUAAUUGAUGACCUCAUGCACUGGAAAAGCUUGUAUGCUGCAGGGCGGCUUCACAAACCGGUGAAGUUGCUGGUGCAGGGUGAUAAUGGAAAGCUGCGUGCCGCGAUGGUAGCCAACCUGAAAAGCGCUGUAACGGCAUCAUUCCUUAUGCUUCCGGAAAGUUUCAGCGAGGAGGAGCUUUUCCUGCAGAUUGCUGGUCUUUCUUACGCUGGUGAUUUCCGGAUGGUGAUAGGAGAGGAUAAAUCCAAGGUCGCCAACAUAGUUAAUGACAACAUCGAGCACUUUCGGAUUCUCUACAGUAACAUCUUACGGGACUGCCCGCAAGUGGUCUACAAGCCCCAACAAGGAAAACUGGAGGUCGACAAAAGCCCAGAAGGCCAGUUUGUCCAGUUGAUGGCGCUUCCUCGCACCUUGCAGCAGAGGAUUACAAAACUGGUGGAUCCUCCUGGGAAGAAUAGGGAUGUGGAGGAGAUAUUGCUGCAGAUGGCUCAGGACCCCGACUGUGGAGUAGUUGUGCAGCAAGGAAUCUCCUCAAUUGUGAAAUCAUCCAGUAUAACACAGAGUAUCAAAGGAAUUGCGACAGCUGGCAUGUGGAAGACCGUGUCCUAUAGCGCUAAGAAACUUAUAAAGAUGUGGAAGGGCUGGAAGAGGAAACCAUCAAUUUCACAGACUUCCUGAUCUACGUUUGGCCUUGGAAUCAGUCAUCAUCUUUUCUUAAAACGUAACAAACUGGAAUUUAAACACUUUUCUCACAUCAAAUCUAUGAAUUGAAUACAGCCACGCCAAGGUGAUAAAUUCAAUUUUGAAGUAAUAAACUUGCCCUUAAACAAACAAACAUAUGCCAUGUUUACGUGCAGUCACUAUUCAGUCAGUAAUCUUUGUUUUUUUUUUUUCUUUUAAACAUUCAGAAUAACCUGUUCACAUGAGUAAGCAUAGAGGGUUACUGUAUAAUAAUUGUAAUCAAUCAGGGCAUUUAGAUCCAAACUGCAACACAUGGGCACUAUCUCCAUAUACAGAGCUUGAAGAAAACCGUGUCAUUUCUGUUGAUAAAUGACAUAAUGCUCAAGUCUUCCAGUAAGCUAAUGCAGUGAUCACCAAAAGUGGGGUGCACUGUUGCAUUUCACAGGUUUCACCAUGUUUGCGGCAACAAUUAUUUCCUGUACUUAAAGGACCAUUAUUUCUUGUGAAAUUGUUAUGCGCAGAACAUUAAUGAACGUUCCUGUCAAAGGGGAUAUCCCAAAAGGUGUACAGGACUAUAUAUGUCAAGACAAAAACAGGUCAACAAAGCACAUGCAUUACUGGAACCGUGUCCUAUGGUGUGAUGAGAUGGGCGGGUUUUCUUGUGUACCGCCUUCAAAAGAGGCUUCCCCUGGGGUGACAGCCAUGCACACCAAUUUGAUGUAGAGUACUGCGUAUGGUCCGAGCACUAACAGGCUGACCCCUCCCACAUCUUCAAUCUCUGCAGCAAUGCUGACAGCACUCCUGUAACAAGUCACAUGAAAGUUUGGAGGGAAAAUAACAAGCAGUACUCAAUUUGGACAUUUAGGGAUGUGCAUUUCUUCAUAGGGGUGUACUCACUUUUGUUGCCAUGGGUUUAGAUAUUAAUGGCUAUAUUUUUUAGUUAUUUUGAGGGGAAAAUAAAUUUACUCUAUUAUAUAAGCUGCACACAGACUACUUUUCAUUAUGUCAAAGUUUCAUUUUGUCAGUGUUGUCCCAUCCAAAGAUAUACUUAAAUAUCUGCAGAAAUGCGAGGCGUGUACUCACUUUUGUGAUACAUUGUAUCACCAAAAAAUGUACGCAAGUACAGGUAAAAAAAUAUUUGCUGAAAAGAAACCUCAAAUAAUGAGUAACGUGAGUAACUGCUUAAGAUGUUACUUUUUUUUUCUUAAACAAUGGUAUUUGUUUUCUUAGCACAAGGUUAUCUAUAUGAACUGUUAUUAUACUGUCCUAUAACAUAUUACACAUGAAGCCAAUAAAAUACAACCCCCCCUCCAAAAAAAAAAACAUUGAAUUAUGUCGAGAGAAAAAAAAUCUACAGAAAUGAAGCAUUAUUUGUCCAAAGACAUACAUGAGUGACCUCUAGUGUAGAAAACAUAUUUCCUAUUAUGAAACUAAAAGGAUCAUAUCUCCGGUUUCCCGUGGUCAAUUGAAAACAGAUGGAAAUUAAAAUCCGUGCUUUGUUUCAACUCAUGUUGACAGCUAUGUCAAAUACUUUAUUUUUUACGGUGCUUUAAAGAUGCCACAUGAUUGAACAGGCUGGCGUGAUCAUAGGCAAGCUUGAUUGCGUCUCUGGCUUUAAAUAAAAAAAAAAAUAAAUAAAUAAAUAAAAAAAGUAGAAAUAAAUAAGAGUAGUGUUUCUUUUUCACAAAUCUACUCGAGUAAAAGCAAAAAAUAUGGCUUAGUAAAACUACUCUUAUAGUUUUCUCGAAAAGCUACUUAAGUAAAUGUAACUGAGUAAAUCUAACGUGCUACUACCUACCUCUGCCCUCGGGCAAAA
Corythoichthys intestinalis (scribbled pipefish) is the source of this 3066-nucleotide messenger RNA. It is a transcript of the gene tamm41, whose product is annotated as TAM41 mitochondrial translocator assembly and maintenance homolog. Gene Ontology annotation, molecular function: phosphatidate cytidylyltransferase activity. Bases 216 to 1247 code for a protein of 343 amino acids. Gene Ontology annotation, cellular component: mitochondrion. Gene Ontology annotation, biological process: CDP-diacylglycerol biosynthetic process; cardiolipin biosynthetic process. The record is from RefSeq and is a predicted model, not a curated record. NCBI's taxonomy places the organism in Eukaryota, Metazoa, Chordata, Actinopteri, Syngnathiformes, Syngnathidae. The transcript is spliced from 8 exons.